AUGCCUCCACGUCGUGAACCUUCUCAAGUACCUUCUCGGACUGAGAGCCCAACUCCUGACGAGGACGAGACACCCUGGUUUGACAACGUAGACGAGCUUCAGCAACAUGGUAUCAACGUGCAAGACAUACUCAAGCUCAAGGUGUCCAUUCCCGUAUUCCACGCGUCUUUUUGUGCCAUGAUUUCACGCUCCUAUCCUUAG
This is a messenger RNA of Marasmius oreades (fairy-ring Marasmius), 201 nucleotides long. RefSeq lists its product as uncharacterized. The record is from RefSeq and is a predicted model, not a curated record. NCBI's taxonomy places the organism in Eukaryota, Fungi, Basidiomycota, Agaricomycetes, Agaricales, Marasmiaceae. Bases 1 to 201 code for a protein of 66 amino acids. The transcript has 3 exons.